AUGCUUCAGAAACAAAUAAUCACGUUCCCUUUCAGCAGUGCAGCACGAAAGAAGCGUUUUGUCAAAAACACCUCAAUUGAGGACGCAACCGUCUGCAACGAACAGAGCAGAAAUUUAUUCAAUGGUCAUAUCGCCAUCAGCGUUACCCAGCUGCUCGAAGAAAAUUUCAAAGGAGUUUUCCAUUGAACGUCUAACGAGAUGCUCGACACCAAACCAUCCGAACACCAUGAUAUAUUUGAGUGUCUUAAUAAAAUGGUUCACCAUGACAUCACCGUUCACAACGGGUUGGAUAAUGCGUUGAUGGUUCGGACAAUUCACGAGCAGUGUUCAUUCGUGCUGGCGAAUUGCGAAGCGUUCAGCGGUAAUGCAGUUUCCUUCGAUGGUGCGAAGAUUCGUUUUGCAAAAAUCGUUUUGCUGCUACCAACACUGUCGUUAAUACCUGUCGAUGCUGUUAUUCGCUCGUUCUUUGCCUCUGAUCCCGCCGAACAAAUCAAGCAAGCAUAUCAAAUCAAUGCUUCGUGA
This is a messenger RNA of Anisakis simplex (herring worm), 522 nucleotides long. The record is from the annotation of a GenBank genome assembly. NCBI's taxonomy places the organism in Eukaryota, Metazoa, Nematoda, Chromadorea, Rhabditida, Anisakidae.